AUGAACCCACCACCGCCACAGCCGCCGCUACCCACGGUCGCCGUCGAUUUCCCUCCAUCUCACACUUCAAGUUCCCGGCCUCCACCACCUCCACCAAAGCCAACACCACCUCCACCCUUAUUUUCCGCUGCCCUAUCCAAUCUCACCUCACUUCUCCACCUUUCUACCACCGCUCUCCGUUCUCUUCCCGCUCCCAUCUGUAUCGCCGCCGCCUCUUCUCCCUUCCUCCUAUGCCCUUACAAUCCCAACCACCGUCUUCCUCCUUCAUCCCUUUUCUCCCACUACCUCAAUUGCCCUUCCCAACUCCCUCUUCCACACACUUUCCAGUAUCAUACCACUCUCCAGUCGGCCACCCCAUAUUCUCUCUCCACCACCUCAUCCGAUCUCACCCUCUCUCUCGACGAUUACAUAGCCUACAACUCCAAUUUCUUUUACAAAAACUGUCCCGGCCCUGUCACGCUUUCUACUCCGCCGUCCCCGUUGCUAACCUUACCUAGGGAUUUGUAUAUCGAGUGUGGCGACUUCAUUGUUGAUCCUCCUGCGAAAGAAGCUGCGAGCCACCCAGUGGACUUUAUUAGGUUCCUUCCUUCCGAAAUUUCGGCGAUUCAGAGUGAAACCGAAGCCUGGGGUGCUGGUUUUCCGGCUGUGUAUUCUUCUAGAAUUUUGCGUGCAGUUCUGAGGUUGAGAGAUUGUAAUCUAUACCGCUUGAACGACUGGAUUGUAUCUAAUUCUCCUAGACACGGUGUGAUAAUUGAUUUUUCCAUGAGCGAUCAUGUGGUUCUGUUGGUUAGGUUGUGUUUAAAGGCGGUUGUUAGGGAGGCUUUCAUGUCGGGGGGUUUUAUGUUUGGAAACAGGACUAUGGCGACCCAGAGUUUUGAGUGCUCAGUUUUGGUGAAAGUGAUGGCUUGGUUGGCUUUGCAGUUUUCUGUAUUAUAUGGCAGUGUUAAUGGGAAAAUUUUUGCUGAUGAUGUGUUGAAGAAGUGUAUAUUGGACUCUGCGUCGCUUGCAUCUUUGUUUCCAUUAGAGCAAAAUGAUACCAAAUUUAGUGAUUUUGAGAAAGAUGAUUGUGAGGGGCAAGAGCUGGUGCAAAGUAUUUCGACCAUUGAUGACACUCAACCAGAUGAGGAAGAGAAUGUAAAAGGAAAAACAGUUGGGAAUUGUAUGAUAUUUUUGCCUCAAGUGGCGGCGGCUGUUGCAGCACUACAUGAACGAUCAUUGAUUGAAGAGAAAAUUAAGUCAUUACGCAAAUCACGGCCAAUUUCUGCUUAUGAACGCAAUAUGGAGCAUGCAUAUUUGUCCAAGAUGGCUGCUGAGGAGCGAGCAAAACGUCCCGAGUAUAGACCUAUAGUUGAACAUGAUGGUUUUCUCCGGCAAAGGUCAAAUAACGAGGCCAAUAAGGAAAAGACGCCGGAGGAAUUAUUAGCUGAAGAAAGAGAUUACAAACGUCGGAGGAUGUCAUAUCGUGGCAAGAAAUCCAAACGAAAUACAUUAGAGGUGACAAGGGAUAUCAUAGAAGAAUAUAUGGAGGAAAUCAAGAAAGCCAGAGGGACCGGUGACGUUUCAGAGAAUGUGGAGAAAACUGAAGUUUUUGGAACAGAAAAUCGGAAUACGCAUGCAAGCUCUACUAAUGUUUCUAAAUCAAAGAAAUAUCCUGUGAUUCCUAAUGAGAAUAGAGAAGGAUCGCUUGAUUCCAGGAAAGAGUUUCAUACUUCUUCUCAUGAUGAUUAUGACUUUAAGAAUGACAUUCAACAGACAAAACAAGAUCCAAGUUGGGAUCGUGGGCACCAAGAUCACGAUAAAGGUGUUGAUAGAAAUAGACAAGACAGAGGAGAUUAUUCCAGAAGGCGAGAUGGACGAUUACACGACAAAAGGAGUGAGCCACACGAGCAUAAGCAUCAUAAGAGAAAUAGGGAUGGGCAUGAGGAGGGUUAUAAUCAUGAAAAGGAAAGGGACGAGCACAGGAGAAGUAGCCGUAGAAAAAGAGAGAGUUACAAAGAUAAAAGGGAGCAAUGGGACGAAAGGAUAAGAAAGAAGAACAUGAAUCAUAGUAGCUCUCGUCGUGCACACCAUGAAUUUGAUGACAGAUACGAGCCUACGGGAUCCCAUGAGUUUUAUGAGGAUGAUUUCUAA
Messenger RNA from Striga hermonthica, 2130 nucleotides. The record is from the annotation of a GenBank genome assembly. Lineage: Eukaryota; Viridiplantae; Streptophyta; Magnoliopsida; Lamiales; Orobanchaceae.